AUGUGUGAGAAGAAAGAAUCAGUCUAUCACAAGGAUGUGAGUCCAACAGAGAUUGUAGAAAUAAGUGUUUGUAUUGACAAGACAAAUGACGCCGAACUCUCGCGGGCUAUCAACUCUAUGUUUCGCUGGUACCGCAAUGCGGCUCGAUGCUACGUCUAUUUAUCAGAUCCGUGGGAACUAGAAUUCCAGAGAAGCAGAUGGUUCACUCGAGGUUGGACGCUACAAGAACUUCUUGCUCCAAGUUCGGUUGAGUUCUUCUCCCAGGAAGGCAAGCGACUUGAUAACGAAUAUUCUGGGUUUAGUGCUCCUAGGGGCCCCUUUAUCUUAGUUCAGCGUCAACAACUUAACGAAGAUAAAGCGUACUCAUUGCUGGGAAUUUUUAGAGUCUACGUACUACCUAUCUAUGGCGAAGGAACAGCUAUGGCGUUUAAACGGCUCAUGGACGAGAUCAGCAAGCUAGAGAAAUGUAAGCGGAUUAAAGACACUAAGGGCGGCUUGCUGAAGGACUCGUACCGCUGGAUCCUCAAGAACUCUAACUUCCAACAAUGGCGUGACGACCAGCAGAGCCGAUUACUGUGGAUCAAAGGUGAUCCUGGCAAGGGUAAGACAAUGCUGCUCUGCGGCAUUGUCAACAAGCUGAAGAAGUCUAUAGCCACAACAGAUCUUCUAUCCUACUUCUUCUGCCAGGCUGCGGACUCGCGAAUUAAUAACGCUACAUCAGUGCUACAAGGCCUGCUAUACUUGCUUGUCAAUCAACAGCCAUCGCUUGCAAACCGCUCUUUGAGGAUGCGAAUGCCUAGUACGCUUUCAGGCUUGCCAAAACUGUUAGAUUUCAUCGCGCGGAUGUCGUCUGUAUGUCCCCGUAUCAAGUGGAUGGUCUCUAGUCGAAACUGGCCGAGUAUUAAGAAAGACCUUAAAAUUGUGAUGCAGAAUAUGAGACUGUGCCUUAAGCUUAAUAAAAAAUCCAUCUCCACUGCUGUUGCAACAUACAUCCGCUAUAAGGUGGAUCAGCUAGCAGAGCGAAACGGAUACAGCAAUAAUACACAGGACGCUGUCCAAAGUUACUUAUUGCUAAACGCAAAUGACACUUUUCUUUGGGUAGCUUUAGUCUGCCAAGAACUGGUUUAUAUCUCUCAAUGGGAUGCUCGGCAGAAGUUGACAACAUUUCCGCCUGGACUUAAUGGUCUGUACGGACGGAUGAUAGACCAGAUGAAGAAUUCUGAGGUGGCUGACCUUUGCAAACGUAUACUGGCUAUUCUUUCAGUUAUGUACCGGCCCCUCACAUUAGACGAGUUAACCUCUUUCAUCGACAUGCCGGAUGGAGUCGCCGGUGACUACGAAGCUCUAUCAGAGAUUAUAGGGCUUUGUGGGUCCUUUCUAACGCUUCGAGAACGCACUAUAUUGUUUGUCCAUCAAUCAGCAAAGGAUUUUCUGCUUAAAAAGGCAUCCAAUGAGAUUUUUCCAUCUGGGAAAGGAGAGACCCACCAUGAGAUCUUCUUAAGAUCACUUAAAGUCAUGUCCCGGACUUUACGACGAGACAUCUAUAGUUUAGGUGCCUUAGGCUACCCUAUCGAGCGAGUGAAACAGCCAGACCCAGACCCGCUAGCAGCGUCACGUUACUCAUGUAUCUACUGGGUUGACCACCUCUGUGACUGGAAUUCCAAUUCUUGUGCGAAGCACGGGGUUGACCUUCAGGAUAGCAGCGCUAUUAAGGAAUUUGUGAGAAAGAAUUACCUCUACUGGCUAGAGGCUCUCAGUCUUUGCAGAAGCAUGUCAAACAGUGUAGUUUCAAUGGGGAAACUCAAGGCUUUACUACAGGGAACAGCAGACGUAUCCGCAUUACUCCAGUUAGUUCGAGAUGCUCGUCGGUUUGUCAUGUAUCACAAGCAGGCAAUAGAGGACAGUCCUCUUCAGGCAUAUACGUCCGGACUUGUGUUUACUCCAAUCUGCAGCCUAAUAAGGGAUCAUUUCAAGGAGGAAGAACCGAAGGGGAUCACAAUAAGGCCAGAUAUGGAAGAUAAGUGGAGUGCCUGCCUGCAGACCCUUGAGGGCCAUAGCGAUUCGAUCAGCUCGCUUGCAUCUGGGUCCGACGAUAACACAGUCAAGAUUUGGGAUGCAAGCAGUGGCGA
This is a messenger RNA of Lindgomyces ingoldianus, 2129 nucleotides long. RefSeq lists its product as uncharacterized. NCBI's taxonomy places the organism in Eukaryota, Fungi, Ascomycota, Dothideomycetes, Pleosporales, Lindgomycetaceae. The transcript has 11 exons. Gene Ontology annotation, molecular function: protein binding. The annotation marks the transcript as partial. The record is from RefSeq and is a predicted model, not a curated record.